Triplophysa rosa is the source of this 2462-nucleotide messenger RNA. RefSeq names its product phosphatidylinositol glycan anchor biosynthesis, class T (gene pigt). The record is from RefSeq and is a predicted model, not a curated record. Gene Ontology annotation, cellular component: GPI-anchor transamidase complex. Gene Ontology annotation, biological process: attachment of GPI anchor to protein. Bases 32 to 1933 code for a protein of 633 amino acids. Lineage: Eukaryota; Metazoa; Chordata; Actinopteri; Cypriniformes; Nemacheilidae. The transcript has 12 exons.
AGUGUUGCGUGACAAGGAAGCAGAAGCAAAAAUGGCAGCGCCCAGAUGCGUUUUGUUUUUAUUAUAUAUUUCCCUAUUUUCUGUUUUGGAGUAUCGUAGUAGCUGUGAAAAAUUAAGUGAUAAUACAGGAGAAGAGCAAAGUGCCUCAGACGCGUUGCGAGAGGUGAAAAGUGACGUCAGUGGAAAUAAUGAAGACGACCGGCAAUGGCAGUCGACAGAUGUUGAGAUGGACAAAUCGGUUGAGGCGAAAGACAGCGAGUCUGCCAGACCAGCACCGAAAGAUCAGUUUCAGGAGGAGUUGAUCAUCCGACCCCUGCACUCUGGAGACAUCUAUGCAAGCUUCCAGUUCCGCACACUAUGGGACACAGAUUUCUUACAGCAGGGAAAUAAGGUUUCCCACUACCGGCUUUUCCCCAAAUCCCUCGGCCAAGUGCUCUCCAAGUUUUCAGUGCGGGAGCUGCACAUCUCCUUCACGCAGGGCUUCUGGAGGACCAUGCAGUGGGGUCAGCCCUUCAUCCCCUCUCCACCUGGAGCAGAGCUCUGGGUGUGGUUCGAUGACACUGUCGCUGAUGUGGAUGAAAACUGGAAGGAGCUUACCAAUGUCCUCUCUGGAAUCUUCUGUGCGUCUCUGAACUUCAUCGACACAACCAACACAGUUCAACCCAGUGCUUCUUUUAAACCGCUGGGUCUGGGAAAUGCUACAGAUCAUCGUUUUUUACGCUACGCAACAUUACCACGUGAGAUCGUCUGCACUGAGAAUCUGACGCCGUGGAAGAAACUACUCCCAUGUGGUUCUAAGGCAGGUCUGGCUGUUCUCAUGAAGUCGGAGAAGUUGUUUCACAGUAGUUUCCACUCCCAGGCUGUCCACAUCAGACCUGCCUGUCAGGACGGGCAGUGCGCCAGACCAGCAUGGGAGCUGAGGCAAACUCUCAAUGUUGUGUUUGAUCUGUACACUUCAGGUCAAGGCAAAAAGGAAUGGUCCCUGUUUAAGAUGUUUUCUAGAACUCUGACGGAGGCAUGUCCUCUUGCUUCCUCUAGUAAAGUCUAUGUGGAUAUCACAGACAACCCUGAGGGGGAGCUGUUUGAGCUGAGCCCUGCCACUCCUGUCCUCAGUCAAGCUGUUGUGCUGGGGGAUCGCAGGACGUAUUCAGUGUACGACCUGACUAAAGCAGACACGUUUGGACAGUUACGUUCACUCAAUCUUCUGCUCCGCUGGAAAGGAGACAACGGUGACAUGUUGCGUCCUCUGCUGCAUGCGGAGCGCUACGUGGCCGGUUUUGGCCUGCAAACAGGGGAAAUCCACACUCUCGUCUACAAUAACCACCCAUUCCGGGCUUUUCCGGUCCUUCUGCUGGAGUCGGUACCCUGGUACCUGCGGUUGUACAUUCACACCCUUAAGGUCACCAGCAAAUCUCGUGAAAACAAGCCCAGUUACAUUCACUACCAGCCCUCUAAAGACCGCCAGCGUCCUCAUCUACUAGAAAUGCUGAUCCAGCUACCACCUCAUUCUGUGACUGAGGUCACUGUACAGUUUGAAAGAGCCCUGCUCAAAUGGACCGAGUACCCCCCGGACCCAAAUCAUGGCUUCUACGUUGGAUCCUCUGUCAUCAGCGCUCUGGUGCCAAGUAUGGUUGCAAUGGACACGAACCUCACCCAAGAGCAUCCGUUGUUUAGCAGUUUUUUCCCAGUUAAAGAGGAGUCUAACUACUUCAUGCGAGUCUACACCGAACCCCUAUUGGUAAAUCUACCUACGCCUGAUUUCAGCAUGCCCUACAACGUCAUUUGUCUCACCUGCACUGUGGUUGCGGUGGGAUACGGCUCCUUUUACAACUUGCUGACCCGCACAUUCCAGGUGGAUGAGCCGAGCCUGCCGCUGGCAAAACGACUGGCCAACCUGGUUCGUCGUAUCAGGGGAGUACCGCUGUUGACUUAGCUGCAGAGAACAUGUCUAAAACGUCCAUAUUAGGCAGCUGAGAGAAUCUUGAUGCUAAAACAGAUACUCGAGCCUUAAUAUGCUUUUAAAUCCUGGUGGGACUUGAAGCAGAAUGACUAUUUUGAACAAAUUUGGUUCCUUUUCAUGACAGAUGGAUUAGCAUGUUUGUUUUUUAUUUUUUUGUUGGUUUUGCAACGUUGCUUUGAGAAGCGUGGCUCUCAGCACUCAAAGGCACGGUUAGAUUUGCUCAAGCAUAUCUCGGGCAUCUGGGAAAAAUCUAAACGGUGAGACUUGAUGUUAAAUAGUCUCAACCUUUGUGAGCGAGCCUCGAAGCGCAGGCCGUACAACAUAACUACUGAAAAUGGAAACUUGCUAGGAAUUAAGCUAAUAUUUUCCACUUGCUGUAUAUGCACUGAUAUUUAAAUAGCCGUUGCUUCUACAACUUAUUUUGUGCAGUUUUUUUGUGGGCACAAGUGUUUGAUUUGGGUGACUGAAUCGGUCCAAUUUUCCCGUAAUAAACUGAACAGAA